Molecule: messenger RNA, 801 nt
Organism: Dibothriocephalus latus
Lineage: Eukaryota; Metazoa; Platyhelminthes; Cestoda; Diphyllobothriidea; Diphyllobothriidae
Source: the annotation of a GenBank genome assembly
AUGAUCGAGCCACCAGAAAGACUGGAGAGGAAGAAGAGGCUGCUGGCCUUCUAUGAACUCCAAGGUCCGGUGGGAACCGCAGAAGAGGACCAACCGCCAGAGGUCAUCAAGGAUGACUUUAAUCCAACUAACAUUGACUCCUCCACGUUUGACUGUCAGGCCUAUUUUACUAAGCUUCUGCAGCAUUAUUUUAAGUUUAUUGAAGAUGAGAUGAACUCCUUGGCUCAAGCAAUGGUUGAAAUUAGUCAGCUAUCGGUUAGUGUUGACGAGAAAACUCACAAGCAUCGAGAGGAACUCAAACGUCUCGCUAACACUAAGCAAAAUCUGCAAAAGUUGAAUUAUCUAUCUUCUCUGCCGACCAAACUUCGAGAACACAUAAAGAAGGAGCAAUGGGCCGAGGCGGUGAACGCCUACUGCAAAGCCAGGCCCGUUUUCGAGAAGUUCUGUGAUGUUCCCUCUUUCCAGGGCCUCCAACGCGAUUGCCUGGACUUAAUUAACAACGUCUCCGCCAACAUAGAAAUUUAUCUUUCAGCAGCGCCGGAUGCCGCCAGUUUGACAUCUUCUAUCGAGAUUCUCCAGAAGCUAAACCACGAGCAGUCCUCUCUGGCGUCCAAAUUUUUGCAUACAGCUAACUUGCGUAUGGAUGAACUGUUCUUAAAACUUGAUCAGGAGGUUGUGCAUCCGGUGACUUCGCAGGAUGGUUCAGACAGCAGUAAUCCAGCAACUGAUCGGCUGCUGAUCUCUCACCACAACGUUAUGCAUUUACGCAAUCUAUUUUUUUUACCGUACGAAAACCUUUAA